UGCAGUCGGUGAAGCACACUGAUGUAUUUUAUUUACAAUUGAUAAGGCUGUACACUCAGCACAGACAAGAACACGUACUGCUCAGUAUUAGUAUAGAAAUAAGUACAGAACGCAUACGUCAAACACAAGUUAUAAAAUAUGGAGAUCGAAGGAGUGGAUAAGAAAGUCUGGCGAUUAUGGCGUAUUCGUAAGACGCUUAUGGCCAUGUUGCACGAUCGCAAAUACCUUGUGUCACAGACCGAGCUGGAAUUGAGUUUCAAUCAGUUCCUAAGCCAAUUCACAACCAAUCCUCAGAGAGAUGCACUACGUAUCCUUGUAUCACAACGAGACGAUCAACGGCGGAGGUUAUAUGUAUUCUUUCCGGAAGACACAAAGCUCGGUAUACCUCACAUUAAAGCAUAUUCAGAAGAGAUGGAACAAAAUAAUGUGGACCGAGGCAUCAUUGUGAUCAGAUCAAGUAUGACGCCGUUUGCGAAGUCGAAAAUAGACAGUCUCAGACCGAAGAUAGUAUUGGAGUCCUUCUUAGAGGCGGAAUUGUUAGUAAAUAUAACAGAGCAUUGUCUGGUCCCCAGACACAUUGUACUGAACAUCGAGGAGAAGACUACACUGUUAAAACGAUAUAAGCUUAAAGAGACCCAGUUACCCCGUAUGCAAAGACACGAUCCGGUGGCACGUUACUUUGGACUGGAUAGAGGCGAUGUUGUGAAAAUUAUCCGACCUUCCGAAACUGCAGGUAGAUAUAUGACAUAUCGUCUGGUGAUGUAACCUUGGUAACUGUUUACCUUGGUUUCAAGUCGCUAGAGCCUUCCGUUUGGUCUCAGCCUACGUCAUAAACGAAAUAAAAUAUAAUUAAUGAGAGCCCUUUUUAAUGCUAUGCAGCGAAGAUCUCAAAUAGCU
This is a messenger RNA of Sphaeroforma arctica JP610, 897 nucleotides long. Its product is annotated as DNA-directed RNA polymerase I, II, and III subunit RPABC1. Gene Ontology annotation, biological process: DNA-templated transcription. The transcript is spliced from 7 exons. Gene Ontology annotation, molecular function: DNA-directed RNA polymerase activity; DNA binding. Lineage: Eukaryota; Ichthyosporea; Ichthyophonida. Gene Ontology annotation, cellular component: RNA polymerase I complex; RNA polymerase II, core complex; RNA polymerase III complex. Bases 139 to 765 code for a protein of 208 amino acids. The record is from RefSeq and is a predicted model, not a curated record.